This is a messenger RNA of Anopheles bellator, 1565 nucleotides long. It is a transcript of the gene Acat1, whose product is annotated as acetyl-CoA acetyltransferase, mitochondrial. The transcript has 2 exons. Gene Ontology annotation, biological process: fatty acid beta-oxidation. The record is from RefSeq and is a predicted model, not a curated record. Gene Ontology annotation, molecular function: acetyl-CoA C-acetyltransferase activity. NCBI's taxonomy places the organism in Eukaryota, Metazoa, Arthropoda, Insecta, Diptera, Culicidae. Bases 174 to 1403 code for a protein of 409 amino acids.
CAUUAAACUCGCUCGUGGCGCACUCGACAACCGUGCCUCCAAUUCGCGGUCGGUUUGAGCCAUUUUAAUCUAAUCAAUUCGAAGUUUGGCAGUUUCGCGGUGCCCUGGUUGUGUACAGUUCAUCAUUCCCAUCUCCCUUAGUCUUCCUGUGAGAAAGGAAUUGCAGUCUAAAAAUGGUCCUUAAACUCGCUCAGUUCGUCCAGCGGCGCUCGUUUUCCUCUGCCGGCAAAUGGAAGGAUGUGGUGAUCGUAGCGGCCACCCGCACCCCGAUCGGUAGCUUCCAGAGCAGUCUGUCGGGACUGUCCGCUUCGCAGCUGGGUUCCGUGGCGGUCGAAUCGGCGGUCAAGCAGGCGGGCAUCGCGAAGGAGGACGUGCAGGAAGUUUACAUUGGGAAUGUUAAUGCGGCCGGUUUGGGACAGGCGCCGGCCCGUCAGGCAGUGAUCUUUGCCGGCCUCCCAAAGUCCACCAUCUGCACCACGGUCAACAAAGUGUGCUCCUCGGGCAUGAAAAGUGUGAUGCUCGGCGCACAAACCCUAAUGCUCGGCCAGCAGGACGUGAUAGUGGCCGGUGGCAUGGAAUCAAUGUCGAACGUGCCGUACUAUCUGAAGCGCGGCAGCACACCGUACGGCGGAGUUAAUCUCAUCGACGGUAUCGUGUUUGAUGGGUUAACCGAUGUUUACAACAAAUUCCACAUGGGCAACUGCGCGGAGAACACGGCCAAACAGAUGGGCAUCACACGUAAGGACCAGGACGAGUUUGCGGUAAACAGCUACAAACGCAGUGCGGCCGCUUGGAGUGCGAAGGUCUUCGAUGCCGAGAUUACCCCCGUGAGGAUCGCAGGAAAGCGGGGCAAACCGGAUACGGUUGUCGCGGAGGACGAGGAGUAUAAGCGAGUUAACUUUGACAAGUUCGGCCAGCUGGCAACGGUGUUUCAGCGGGAAAAUGGCACCGUCACGGCGGGAAAUGCAUCUACCCUGAACGAUGGCGCAUCGGCCAUGGUGCUGAUGACGGCCGAUGCAGCGGAGCGUCUGAAGUGCAAACCAUUGGCACGGAUCGUCGGAUUUGCUGAUGCCGAAACGGAUCCGAUCGAUUUCCCGAUUGCUCCCGCGUUGGCCGUUCCGAAGCUGCUGAAGCAGACGGGCGUCCGCAAGGAGGACGUAGCCCUCUGGGAAAUUAACGAAGCGUUUUCGCUGGUCGUUGUUGCUAAUCAACGGAAGCUCGACAUUGAUCCCGAGAAGGUCAACGUGCACGGUGGAGCCGUUUCACUUGGCCACCCGAUCGGAAUGUCUGGUGCCCGCUUGGUGACACAUCUUGCGCACGUUCUCAAACCCGGACAGGUUGGGUGCGCAUCGAUCUGCAACGGCGGAGGUGGCGCUUCGUCGAUCCUGAUCGAAAAGCUGUAAGAAACGAAAAGUGGCCAUAUGAUGCCCAUGUUUACCGUGUCUUCCUCGUACCAUGUGUGAAAAUAACUGUGCAUUUACUAGAACUACUGGUCCGGCUAUGGGUCCCGUAUAUUUUGCUAUGCUGAAAGCGAUUUUAUAACAAUUCAAUAAAAUUGAAACCAA